GGGGUGAUUUUUGAGAGUUGCUUUUGAUUGGAGAGUUGGUGUAUUUGAUUAAGUUUUCAAAAUCUGAUGGAUUUCUAACAUGAAUAUGAAAUUUGUAUGAUUAAACCCUCUCUGAUUAUAUAGUAUCGAGAAAUUGAUAUUUUCAAAUAACAGGGGAUUGAGUUUCAUUAGAUGCAACAAUGCUUAUUAUAAUAUAUUCGAAAAGGAAAUAGACACUAGUCUGCUGGAAUCAGGCUUUGAAGAAAGUUCUGAGCAUGGAGAAAUUUAUGAAUGACUUUAUGAUCAGAGAUUUAUCAAAUUUGUGUAUAAGCUGGAGCUUUUAAACUUAUUCGGUACAAGCAACAUCACUUUGGUAACUGUAGACUGUAAACGAAAACAAAUUUUAUAUUUUAUUAAUCAUUGAUUUCCAAAGAAAGUUAAUAAUCUCGAAGUGUCCUCAGGUAUGUGAUUAAGAGAGGAAAUUUCUGAUUAUUACAACCCACUUAUUCAGCUUAGCUUCAAAGUCGUCAAAAAGGUAUCUUUUAUCAAGUACAAAAUUAAUGAGAUGCAACUUAAGAAAAUAAUCUCGGCUUUCAGACAUGUAUACGAACUGGGCUUAGUAUCUUGCGAGCUAUCAGUUCUAAGUGUUCCCAACUUCUCAAGAGCGCUUUCAAAUUGUCAGAUUGAAACUCUGAAUUUGAAUCAAACAGAAUGGUCUUUAAAUUGCUAUUUGAAAAGCAAUGUUUAUGAGUUCAAGUACUUAGUGCAAGGGCUAGCUAGUUCUUCAGAUUUGAGAUUAAGUCUUAAAACAAUUUAUAUCUGAGUAUGUGGAAUAACUCAAAAAGAAAUCGAAGAAUUAUUAAUAGAAAACCAACUUGUUAGAGUAGAAAUAAUUAAUAAAUAAAUGUUUUAGCCUUAAAUUUGUGAUGAGUUCGGGUUCUAACUAUUUGAAAAUUCAGUUUCAAUUUAGUACAGUUAUUUGUGUCUGUUCUGGAGAUGUCUCCUCGAUACAUUCUUGUACUUUUGCACUUGGUAUUCAAUAUUCACAGAUUUUGUCCUCAUAGAUAAAUACUACACAGUAAGUUUAAAAGAAUUUUUGAUAAAAGCAAAAUCCUUUAAGUGUCUUUUUGUUCACCUAACUAGCCUUUAUCAGCCAAACUAAAAUUAUCUUUGAUACUAAACUUAUUUUUGUUCACAAAGCAUUAGGGCCAGAAUUGAAGGGGCUACCUAGGGAUUUGAUUACUAAGGAACA
Molecule: messenger RNA, 1231 nt
Organism: Moneuplotes crassus
Lineage: Eukaryota; Ciliophora; Spirotrichea; Euplotida; Euplotidae
Source: the annotation of a GenBank genome assembly